Messenger RNA from Fusarium pseudograminearum CS3096, 690 nucleotides. RefSeq lists its product as uncharacterized. The record is from RefSeq and is a predicted model, not a curated record. The coding region runs from base 1 to 690 and encodes 229 amino acids. Gene Ontology annotation, cellular component: TIM23 mitochondrial import inner membrane translocase complex. The transcript is spliced from 4 exons. Gene Ontology annotation, biological process: protein import into mitochondrial matrix. NCBI's taxonomy places the organism in Eukaryota, Fungi, Ascomycota, Sordariomycetes, Hypocreales, Nectriaceae.
AUGAAUCCAACGACAAAUCUCCUUGUGACCCGAUCUACAGCCUUCCGAGGCGUCCCCACGACACUACGGCCAUUUCUCGCUUCGCGAUACUAUGCGACCCAGCAAGGUUUAGGAGCUACGCCGCAGGGACCUAGACGACGAGCAGUGACGCCUUUCAACGAUAACGGACAUGUACCAUGGAAGCAGCUUUCAGUGGCGGAAAAGGCUGCGCGAGCGACGCAACAGAGCUUCAACUUUGGCAUGAUCCUCGUUGGUCUUGUGCUCACUGGUGGUGUGGGAUACUUUCUCUGGACCGACGUCUUCUCUCCCGAUAGCAAGAUUUCCAACUUCAACCGAGCAGUCGACAAGAUCAGAAGCGAUCCUCGUAUCAUCGAUGCCAUGGGCGACUCCAAGAAGAUUGCAGCGCAUGGAGACGAGACAUUCAAUAAAUGGAGGAGGGCACGUCCUGUUGCUUCCUCAGAAACAACGGACGCGCGCGGAGACCAACAUAUAAUGAUGCAUUUUUAUGUUGAGGGACCCAAGAACAACGGUAUUGCUCGACUUCACAUGGUCAAGUACCGCGGGCACAGCGACUUCGAAUACAAGUAUCUCUUUGUCGACGUCAAGGGUCAUGAGAGGAUCUAUCUUGAACACGAAGACUCAUCAUCCAAGAGCGGCAAGAAAUUUAGUCUAUUCGGAGUGAAAUGGUAA